This is a messenger RNA of Salvelinus fontinalis (brook trout), 3199 nucleotides long. Its product is annotated as zinc finger protein 589-like. Gene Ontology annotation, cellular component: nucleus. The transcript is spliced from 5 exons. The coding region runs from base 238 to 1068 and encodes 276 amino acids. The record is from RefSeq and is a predicted model, not a curated record. Gene Ontology annotation, biological process: regulation of transcription by RNA polymerase II. Gene Ontology annotation, molecular function: RNA polymerase II cis-regulatory region sequence-specific DNA binding; DNA-binding transcription factor activity, RNA polymerase II-specific. Lineage: Eukaryota; Metazoa; Chordata; Actinopteri; Salmoniformes; Salmonidae.
UAAGCGUCUAGUCUGCCGGAAAACCACACGAAGAAGAGUGUAAACGGAAGUGAACACCAAGAACAUUUUCCACGUUAGCGUUUUUGUUGUUAUUUAGAUGUUUAUUAACACCCUGGAAUACAAAACAGGAAUAAUUUAACUGUAUAGCAUCACAUACUUACGACAUGUAGUCUUUAAUUCGCUUUGGAGAUAUAACUUGGUUGAUAGGUGUUAUCUAGGUACCGCUAGCUGCUAACAAUGGCUAACUAUAUGGUUUUUCAAACUCAAAUAGCCUCCAUCAUGGAGGUGCUAGCGAAUGCAGCCAUGGCAGAGAUCUGUAAACUCGUGGACGACGACUAUGCAGUGUUUCGUUUGGAAAUAACUCAAAGCCAGAAAGAAAACAGGGGAUUGCGGAGGAGACUACAGCUACUAGAACUGAAGGUGGCACGGGAGCGCGCCCUCGCCAUUCGACCCAGUAGUGUCAAGAUCCUCGACAAAUACAGAGGAAUGUCAAGAGGUGAAGGACAUCUCACUGGAGGCCACAGGAGCUUUGUGAAGCCAGCGGGACACAAUACAUGGAGAGAUGACCAACCAAUCACUGUUGAUGGGGGGAGUGGAACCUCAACCCAGCACAUUAUCGUGGUAGAGUCUGCAGAUGCAGAGGCUGCAGGUCCUGGGGUCAAGCAGGAGAGAUCUGAAGGAGAGGAGGACCCACAGCAUAGCAGAGACAUCCAGACUGGUGGGGCUAGAGAGGCCCCUGUGGCCACGGAGGACCGUACCACCGCCUCAGCGCAGCCCAGGACCCAACGAAUCAGCACGGAGGAGGAGGGUCUGGGGAACCCUGAGGGGACCAUGGUCAUGGAGGACAACCAGACUACACCUCCUCCAGAACCCACAGAGGAACCAGCUGAGCAGCACAGGACCACACACAGUCUCACUGAGUCAGUAGACAUGGAGGAUGGGAAGCCUGAUCUGCUGCUAGUCAAAGAGGAGACAAUAGAAGACAAACCAGAGAGCAUUGAUCUGCUGAGUGGACUAAAGAUGGGGGAGCAAGAUAAGAGAGAAAUACAUAUAGCCUACAUACAGUAACACACACACACACACCUUUUUUUUUUCGCACUAUUGGUUAGAGCCUGUAAGUAAGCAUUUCACUGUAAGGUCUACACCUGUUGUAUUCGGCGCACGUGACAAAUAAACUUUGAUUUGAUUUGAGAUCUUCAAUGGGAAAACUGCUGCGCCUGACAAUGUUUUUGUCUGAAUUUUCUUCAUUCAUUAAGUGAAAUCAAUACAACUUAUGUUUACAUACACAUAGUGUAUGAACUUGACCAGGUAAAUGACCAAAAAAAAAAAAAUUGUAGAGUUUUCUCUGCCAUGUUUUUAGUCUAUUUUCUAAACUCUUCUUGUAGGUGGUUGGCUGGAGGCUAACAGAGAUUGGGCAGCCAUCUUGGAUUCCCAGACCGGUGCAGCCAAGGACGCAGGGGACAACAUCACUGAGGAGGCCAGGACCAGAGGUGAUAUAGUGGAGGUCAGUGGAUGGAACAGCGUCCUCAACUCUGGGCUGCUGGGGAACAACACUGUUAACCAGAAAGAGACAGUUGAUCACAAAAAAACAACCAAACUUAGUCUCCAUGACAACAGACUGGCUGAGACCAGGACAAGGCGUAGAUUCGAUCCAGGACAGGGAGGUGUCCGUAUGCGGCGGGAGAGAACAGGCGCUGCUCCUAUAGUUGUGAUGCAGAGAGACUGAUGGCGCUUCAGGUUAACCCCCUAACACAGUGGUCACUAACCUUUUCUGAAUAACGAUCACUUUGAGUCAAAAUGCAAGCUGAUACAACAUGAACCUAUUAAAAACGGUACUGUAGCAAUGAGAUUUGUGCAGUAGGCUAUAGGCCCAAUACAUUAUCACCACAUAUUGGCUUUGCUUGACUUUCCCUGUCAAUACAUUGUUUGGAGAAUUUGUAAAAAAUUAUAUUUCAACAUUUGAGGUAGGCUAUAUGAUCACACCGGUAAUAGAUCAGUUGUUGUCUGACUUGUGAGGCACAGCUGAGUGAGCAUACAUUUAAAUAGUUUAUUUUUCUUUUACUGGGCUGAUGGUGCCUGCAUCUGAUGGUCAGUAUCAGCUGAGGGAGAGAGCAACAGAUGGGCUCUGCCUCCCAGUGUCCCGCCACUCUCUCUUUCCUCUGCUGUCACUGACCAAAAACGUCUGGAGUCGCACCCCAUUAUGGCUGCCUCAUCCACAUGUUGUUACUCCUAUGAACAGAGAAAGUGAAAUAUUUUUCGAUAUAAAAAAAUACAAAAAACGCAAGCUUAUCAAUACACUUUCCUACUCAUUCAUUACAACUACAGCGCUGGUUGUAGUGGAAGUAGGAAGAAUGUGCAUUUUAUGGCUUAUAAAAGUAUUGAAUAGAAAGUGUUGACAGUGCUGAGUAAGAACUUAAACAUGAACUCACUCAUAAAAACAGCAGCUCUUUGCUGUAUUCGUUGACAGUCUCUCUCUAGUCAUGGUUUUAAACGUUUUGAAAUCUCACAGUAUCAACUUGGCUGUAGCUUUCUUUUAAGCUUGCUACGUUACUGCAGCCACGGUAAUCUGAGCCGUCCGAUUGGCCAGAGGUAGGCCUAUAGUGCUCUUGAUUUGCUCUCCGGGCCUGCCGGGAAGGCAGAGUUGACCCAUUUUAACUGUCUGAAGGUACAGUGGGAGCACAGCUGAAUCAGUUGCACCUACCAGCAACAGCGCGAGACGAAUACAAAUAAAUAGGUACGCAAGGCUUUAUCAUUGGGUUUUUUACAGAAAUGUUUGGCGAUCGACCAGUUGGUGACCACUGCCCUAACAGGUGCUGCCUUCAGCCUGCCUUCUAUAGGAUCUAUCAACUGGAACAUGGACCCUGCAACAACACAGACACUCCCUGGCCUUCAUCCUCCUCACACUCUCCUAAUGUUAAACCAGACCUCAGACAAUGCCAGUGCCUCAACACCAAAUGGCUACACAAGACCAUUGACAAAUGACAGUAGUAGUAACGCUAUCAGUAGAUCCGGUGGCAAAGAUAAGCACUUCCUGUGUUCGUUGUGUGGGAAAUCCUUUAGUUUCCCCAAACAGGUGGAGCUCCACCAGAGGAUGUACAUGGGGGAAAAUCUGUUUGGUUUGUUUUGUGCAAUAAAAGUACUGUACUUCAAAGUUGAGUGUAGGACCAUUUUGUUGAAAUUAAAUACAUAUUCAACUCUG